Messenger RNA from Erpetoichthys calabaricus (reedfish), 1507 nucleotides. Its product is annotated as CD83 antigen-like. NCBI's taxonomy places the organism in Eukaryota, Metazoa, Chordata, Cladistia, Polypteriformes, Polypteridae. Bases 144 to 827 code for a protein of 227 amino acids. The record is from RefSeq and is a predicted model, not a curated record. The transcript is spliced from 5 exons.
UUCGGUGAUUCCCCGCGAGACACGUGACCUCUCCGUCACGCGUUCUGUUCCACUUUAAAACUGCCGUAGUUUUCCUCAUCUUUAGUUGCCCGCGGUUCAUCUUUACUUGUUGUUUGAGCUCCGAGGAAAAGUAAAUAAAUAAAAUGUUCACCUUCGUGUUCUGCCUGCUAUUGAACAUCGCAGGGGUUCUGAGUCUCCAACCCGACCUUCUGUAUGUGACUGCGCAGUGUGGCCAGGAUGCGGUGCUGCCCUGUAGGGCGAACUCGGAGAAGAGUGUCCGCUACAGAACUGUGACCUGGUACAAGGAAAUUCAUCAAAAUCUCACUGGAAUUUUGUUUAGUGACCUAAAGUCGAAUGUGACCAAAAGGUAUCAACUCUUCAUUCGAGAAGCAGAAAUACAAACUAUGAGUCCUUAUAAUCUGGUGUUAAAAAAUGCAACAGCCAGUGACUCUGCACGAUACUAUUGUCAUUAUUCAGCUCCACUGGGAAGACGGAAUAAAUCUUCAUAUAUCACAUUGAAAGUUCUUGACUGUCCUAGAGAAAACAAAGAUGAGAUCAAAGAGAAUCUGUCAAAGAAAGUAUUUUAUGGAGGCAGUUACUGGGAUUGUAUCCUUGUGUCGCUGCUGAUAAUCGUAUCAUUGGUGAUCUGUUUCCUCUGCUGGAAAUGCUUGGAAACUGUACUCCGAGAAGGUCUGGAAGAGAGGAGGGAACAAAUAAAACAGAAACUGAAGGAUAUUCAAAUGAAGGCAAAUCUGUCCCUUCUGCAGAAAAGCACAAUAAGUGCAGGUGUACCACAGCCUUCUGUGAACAGUUCUUUAGUUUCUUAAGUGACAGUGAGUGUGCUCAAAUGGAAAGCAUUUGUGUGUAUUUUAAAUAGCAGCUGCAGCCCAGAGAAUAUGGAGAAGAAAAAAAAUGAAGCUGUUGAAGGAGAACGACAGAAGAAACAUGGAAAUUUUUAAGGUGCAUUGUUAUAAGGUGGCUGUGUUUGCCAAGUUAUCAGAGUGGAAAGAUACCGAGAAGAAUUCAUCUUUGCAAACAAUGUGCACCAUUCUUGCUAAUUAAGCACUGUUUGACUUUUAUUAAAAAAAAAAAUGUAUUGUGCAUACUGUGCAUAAAGCUUCUGAGUAGAUGAUAUGGAUUAAUGCUUUUGCAUUAACUGAGAGCCAUCAAACCAUUUCCAAAACGUUUGAAUUUGUGAAUAAUAAAUCAAGCUACAGACUUUUAAGCACCCUGAAGUGGAUCACCCCAAUGUUGUUAUAUGAAGAUCUUUAAUACUACUGAUAUUUUCUGUGUUUUGAUGCAGUCUUGACGCCUUUUUGUGUUUUCAUGCACCACGUACCCUUUCAACUUUUGGAGUUGAUUCACUGUGAUGUGACUCGGGUGCCAAGUGCACACAUUUCAGAAAUGACAGAAGCUGCUUAGCAAUGUAUAAUAACCUAUACUAUGUAUAGAUCUCGAUGAAGCUUUCACACGUGCAGUUUGAUUAAACAAGAUAUUUCAAAUUGUU